Mugil cephalus (flathead mullet) is the source of this 1777-nucleotide messenger RNA. RefSeq names its product adenosine deaminase domain containing 2 (gene adad2). The transcript is spliced from 11 exons. NCBI's taxonomy places the organism in Eukaryota, Metazoa, Chordata, Actinopteri, Mugiliformes, Mugilidae. Gene Ontology annotation, molecular function: double-stranded RNA adenosine deaminase activity; tRNA-specific adenosine deaminase activity; double-stranded RNA binding. Bases 140 to 1675 code for a protein of 511 amino acids. Gene Ontology annotation, biological process: RNA processing; adenosine to inosine editing. The record is from RefSeq and is a predicted model, not a curated record. Gene Ontology annotation, cellular component: nucleolus; cytoplasm.
CAGUUUAAUCUUCACACUUCGGACUCGACUCAAUGACGACGGCGACGAAACACGACAUUAUCUCCUAAUUUAUUGAUUUAUUUUAUUUUUUUUAACACAUCUGGGGAUCGUGUGACAAGUCAAAGUUUAUUUGCACAGCAUGUCGGAUCCAGAAGCAUCAAAAUACGGUCCAAAAAGAGGCGGAGCCUGUUUUCAGUCUCGGACAGGAAGUGACCCAGGUCUGGACCUUCGCCAUCCUCAGGACCACGAGGAAGACGGCGAGAAGGUUUGUGGCCAAGCUGCUAAUCUGAGGAAUAAUGAUGACGGAGGAAAAGAGGCUUCACUAUGUGAUGGAAGUGACAAACCCAGAGUGGAGAGGCCUUCGAUCCCUGACACGCUGUCGGAUAAUGAGGAUAAAGACUCUGGUUCUGACCCGGUCGUCCUCUCCCUCUGCGGUUUGUCGUCUCCUGAAUGUGUCCUGUCAGACGAGGAGCCUCCGAUGGACGAGAUCAAGUCCUUCAGGGACCCGGACCCAGAGAAACCGGAGACUGAAGUUUGGAAAACUGAGUGGCACAUGAAUCACAUGGCAGCUUUAAGCAGUGACACGUUUGACCGUCUGCUGAAGAUGAGUCCAGAUCUCAGAGCCUGUAGGAGCCACAUGGCAGCGUUCGUUUUAAUAAGAGGUGUCGUGGACUCGGCCGGGCGUCCAUGUGACCAGUACGAGGUGGUGGCGGUCGGAGCCGGACGCUGCAGCUGCAGCACUUGGCUCGGCUACAACGGCCUCAUGGUCCACGACUGUCACAGCGUCGUCAUCGCCAGACGAGCUCUGCUGAGGUUUCUGUACAAGCAGCUGCUUCUGUUCUUCAGCUCCGACCCAAACACAAACUGUGUAUUUGAGAAAUGUGCAGAGAGUCGCCAGCUUCAGCUCAAACCCAAGAUCAGUCUUCACCUCUACACGUCCCAGCGUCCGGAGGGAGCGGCUAAGACCUUCUACCAAAUGGACGCGUGGAACAACAGCAGCUCGACCACGGCGGAGCUGCAGUGUCACGCCAAAGGCCUCCUGGUGCCCUUAGCCUACCUGGACCCCAGCACCUGGGGGGCCCGGGUCUGCUGCAUGUCCGCCAGCGAUAAGCUGUGUCUCUGGACCGUCACCGGGGUCCAGGGGGCGCUACUGAGCCACUUCGUCCAGCCGCUGUACAUCACCAGCAUGGUGCUCGGGGGUCAGACCGUUUCCCACAAGACGCUGUCCGACAGCAUCAACAAGCGUCUGGGGGACGAGUGGGACGGUUUCCUGCCUCCGUCCUACAGGAAGCACAGCGUCCUCGUCCACUCCGGCGUCUCCGCGCGCCGCGGCGCCAACUCCCACAAACACGACAAGCUCAGCGUCAACUGGUGCCUCGGAGACAAGGACGUGGAGGUUUUGGACGGCGGCAGAGGCUUCAUCGCUGACGGCUCUCCCUCUGUGAGUGGACCCGGUUUCUCCAGCAGACUCUGUAAAAGAGCUUUCUACAGCUACUUCCUGCGGGUGGCGGCGCUGAGCGGACCCUCGUAUCUCCUCAAGCUUCCCUCCUACCACAGCGUCAAGGUGGAAGCUGUUAUGUACCAGACGGUGAAAGAUCUGGUGAAGCAGAGGCUCCGGUGCAGCCGUGCAGGCCCCUGGAACUCCAAGAAGCUGGUGGAUUGUUUCAGCGUUUAAACCCUCAGACGGGUCGUGUUCGGUUUCCUGCUGAGAUUUAAUUUCUCUUUCUGUAAAAUGCACGUUUGUGAUUGUGUUUAAUGGUUAACCAGCGUACCAGAG